UCAACAUUGGUUCAGUCCAGUUAUAUUAAAUUCUAGUUGGACCCAAAUUUGCCUUGAAUUCACCCCCAUUUUCUUCUUUUCUCUUCUCCUCUGUAUCAGAUCUUCAAUUCUACCAAUAUGCAGACAUUCAAUUCUACCGGCUUUCUCUCUCCUCUCUCAUCGACUCUCUCCCUGUGAUCCAAGAGGAGAGAGAAAAAAAAAACCCAUUUUGAUUCUUGACUUUCUUGGCACUAAUUUUUGUUAUUCAAUUCCAUCUGUACAUUAUAUUUACAUAUUGAUAUAUAUAUAUAUAUAUACAGAGAGAGAUAGAGUGAAAGGGGAGGAGAGAGAUGGGUAUCCAGGGAAAUGGGAAGAGUGGUACCAAGAAAUACAGGAGGAUGGAUUCUGAUUUUUGGGAAGGAGAAGAAGAAAAAGAAAAAGAAAAACAUAAUCUCUCUCGUUUUGAUAAGCAUCAUCAGACAAAAAUUACCAAAAACACCAAGAAAUAUGUUUUUGCAUGUGCCAUCUUUGCCUCCCUCAACUCUGUUCUUCUUGGAUAUGAUGUAGGCGUUAUGAGCGGUGCAAUUCUAUUUAUUCAAGAGGAUUUACACAUAAACGAGGUUCAAGAAGAAAUCCUUAUCGGAAUUCUAAGCAUAAUUUCAUUGUUGGGUAGUUUAGCCGGGGGAAAAACAUCUGAUGCCAUAGGUAGAAAAUGGACAAUGGGUUUUGCAGCCGUUGUGUUUCAAACCGGGGCCGCUAUAAUGGCUCUUGCUCCAUCUUUCACCAUAUUGAUGAUAGGCCGGCUCUUGGCUGGGGUUGGGAUAGGUUUUGGAGUCAUGAUCGCACCGAUAUACAUUGCUGAGAUUGCGCCAGCCGUCACGAGAGGUUCACUAACCUCCUUCCCUGAGAUCUUCAUAAACCUUGGAAUCCUCCUUGGUUAUGUCUCGAAUUAUGUGUUUUCGGGGCUUCCAUCCCAUAUAAACUGGCGAAUCAUGCUUGGCGUGGGGAUCCUCCCCUCGGUUUUUAUCGGGUUUGCGCUUUUUGUCAUCCCCGAAUCCCCUAGGUGGUUGGUAAUGCAAAACCGGAUCGAGGAAGCAAGAUCGGUGCUUUUAAGAACAAACGAAAGUGAAAAAGAAGUCGAGGAUAGAUUAGCUGAAAUACAGCUAGCCGCGGGCCAUGCUAACACUGAGAAGUACGAGGAGAAAGCCGUGUGGCGUGAGUUGUUAAAUCCUUCUCCCGGAGUUCGACGAAUGCUAAUCACCGGCUGUGGAAUCCAAUGUUUUCAACAAAUCACAGGUAUUGAUGCAACGGUAUAUUAUAGCCCUACGAUCUUCAGAGAGGCGGGGAUCAAGAAUAACACGCAGCUUCUCGCUGCAACUGUUGCUGUUGGAUUUACAAAAACUAUGUUCAUCUUGGUAGCUAUAUUUCUCAUCGACAAAGUGGGUCGAAAGCCAUUGCUCUAUGUGAGCACAAUUGGAAUGACUACUUGUUUGUUCGGUCUAGGCCUAACUCUAUCUUUACUUGGGGACGGCCAAAUUGGUGUAAAAUUGGCAAUUUUAUUGGUAUGUGGGAAUGUUGCUUUCUUUUCAGUGGGACUAGGCCCAGUUUGUUGGGUCUUGACAUCCGAAAUCUUCCCUCUCAAGCUACGAGCACAAGCCUCGGCUCUUGGGGCAGUUGGGAGUAGAGUCAGUAGUGGAGUCAUCGCCAUGUCUUUUCUAUCUGUUUCUCGUGCAAUUACAGUGGCGGGAACGUUCUUUGUCUUUGCAGCGAUAUCAUCUCUCGCUGUCGCUUUUGUUUACACUUGUGUUCCGGAAACAAAAGGAAAGUCUUUGGAGCAAAUCGAAAUGUUGUUUCAGAACGAGGGACAAUGGCGGGGAGGUGAAUUGGAGCUUGAAGAUACCGAGCACCUAGUGCACAAGCAAUGAUUAUUAGUGAGGAUAUGUGUUUGUUACCCUAUAGGAGGUGAGGUGCUGCUCUGUUUGGUUUUGUUUUUAGAAUAUGUUUUCUGAAAGAAUACUAAAAAUUGGGUGAUAUUUUUGUGCAAAACAGAAAACUACCGAAAUGAUGAGUGUUUUUGAUUUUUUUUUUUUCCCAUUAUUUUUUCGCCAAAUUAGUUUUUAGUGUUUUCCAGAAAACGUAUUCAAAAUGAAACCACACAGAAAAUGAGGAUGUUGCAACUAGAAAAUUACGUGGUUUCAUACCCAUACUUGAACAUGUCCAAGGGUUAAAUACAUCAAUUCCUUUAAGAUUCAUCUACAUUACAAGCCUGCAAAGAUUUGAGUUGAAAUUAUGUGGCUUUCACAAGUAGGAAAUAAGAUUUUCAGUUUGUAUUCGGCUCUCUUCUCUACAUGUUUUAGAUAAAUAUUGUAAGAUAUUUGGAGGCCUAUACAGAUUGAUACUGAUCUAUAAAUUUUGAUAAAGUUGUUUUAUUUUUACGCCUGUUCGAGGUUUAUGUAUUGGACGUGUUUUCUUCUUUUAAUUUUUACAGUUUGUGUACUUUUUUGAUCGUCGAAUCACCUUCUGGACGUAUAUUUUGAUGAAAUCUGGUUUUAUUUUUAUGCCUGUUCGAGGUUUAGUUUAUGCAGUAGACACAUUUUCUUCUUUGAAUAUGUAUAAUUUGUGUAUUUUGAUUGCAAAAUCGCCCCCUAGUUGUAACUUUUGCUGUUUUGUUAAUCGCUGUUCAUUUAAUGUGUUUAGAAUACAAAAUUUAUUCAGUAGUAUUUGUAGGCCUAUAAAUUUUGACAAAAUAUUGUUUUAUUUUUAUGCCUUUUUGAGGUUUAUGCAUUGGACCUUAUUUCUUCUUCGAAUUUCUACAAUCUGCGUUUUUUGAUAUCAGAAUCACCCCCUUCUUUGAAUUUGCGCAAUUUGCGUUUUUUGAUAGCAGAAUCGCCCCCUAGACAUAUAUUUGCAGGUAUUGUUUCGCUAAUCUCUAUUCAUCUGACAUGUUUAGGAUAUGAGCCCACAACUUGAAUGUUUCCAAACUCAACAAAUCAAAACAAUAAAAACACAGAUUUUGGUAAAACAAACAUGGAAAAAAUGAGUAAAUGAUCAGGAAGACAACGAAAGCGAAAGCCAAUAAAAGGCCACAUGCACUGGAAAACGACAUGAUAUGAAGGUAAGGACUGCUCAUAAAACUCAAAGAAAGUUUUUUUAACUCACUCGAACAAUAAUUUCUGGUGGUUGAUUUCUGUUACUUAGGUUUGUUUUUUUACCAAUCCUUCUGUAUGAAUGGUUAUAACUAUCACAAGUUCCCUCUAACUGGGCAUACAAAAGACAAAUAGAAAACAUGUUGGCCUUACUAUGGACCAUGGAGCACAUGCCAACCAAAAAAAUUUACACCCCCUACUAUGGACCAUUGAGCAAUGAUGUUACAAAAGUUCUGUUUGUUUUUUGUUUUUAUUUUCAAGCAAAAUACUGACUUGUUUGGUGAAUUGUUUGCGAAAAUUGUUAUUCACAUUUGUUCUAAAAACAAUCCACUUUUCAAGAAAUAUCAGAAAGUUAUUUUUAAAUUUUCAAAAAUUGUUAGAGCAUCUCCAAUGACAAGCUAUUUGAGCUGCCAUUGUCAAAAUUUGACAAGAGUUUUAAAAAAUGUUGCUCCAAUGGGUUGUUAUAACUCCUGCCAAAUUUGGCAAAUGCCAUUUCAUCUUGCAAGUUUGGCAGUAUUCGGCAACAAGUUUGGCAAUUGCCAAACUUGCCACAUCAUUCAAAUAAACAAAAUUUGUCUCCAAAAUUUUCAACAUACCAAAUACAGAAUCACCAAAUUUUCUAUUUUCC
Messenger RNA from Camellia sinensis, 3753 nucleotides. Its product is annotated as putative polyol transporter 4. NCBI's taxonomy places the organism in Eukaryota, Viridiplantae, Streptophyta, Magnoliopsida, Ericales, Theaceae. Gene Ontology annotation, molecular function: transmembrane transporter activity. The record is from RefSeq and is a predicted model, not a curated record. Gene Ontology annotation, biological process: transmembrane transport. Gene Ontology annotation, cellular component: membrane.